Molecule: messenger RNA, 2025 nt
Organism: Leptosia nina
Lineage: Eukaryota; Metazoa; Arthropoda; Insecta; Lepidoptera; Pieridae
Source: the annotation of a GenBank genome assembly
AUGACUGAAGGCGGUGAAUAUAAAAGAAGGCUUGAUCCUAAUGAGUGUGAGCCUGGCAUAUGUGUCCCUUAUAAUUGUGACCCGUAUGAAUGUGAGACAUGGAUUCAGAAACGCCUACGACGCGAAAAAGCACACAAACGACGAUUUGACACUGAUUCAUUAAAAAGGAACAUGGAUGCAACAAAGUCUGCCGCUUCUGCUGUCAGCACAUUUUUGAAGAACUGUAUUUGUUCAUUGAAAUUAAAUACAAAAAGGCUACAAAAUUCCCCUCACUUAAAAUUCGAAGUAAAACCUCAGCGCAGAAAUAAAAAUCAAUUCGCAAAAUUGGAGCCUUAUGAAUGUGAACCAAACACGUGCAUACCGGGUGAGUGUGAUCCUUAUGAAUGCGAAAAACGUAUAAGAAAAAGAUUAUUGCGUGAAAACGCUACAACUACAACGCAAGCGAAAACGACUUCUCAAUCUACAUUUACACGGAAUUUAAGGGCCCACAAGGGUGAUUAUGUUAAUAAACAAACCUACGAAAGACCCUCGCGAGUAAUGGUUCAAAAACUUGACAAACCAAAACAUGUAUAUCAACCUAAAGUCCCUUCGCAUUACGAAGGACAAAAACAAAGCGUUCGUAUAGGAUCGACGUUCAGUUUCGACGUAGAAUUUUUCAAAGAUAGAACGUUUGGUGAUCCUGCUUAUAGAAAAAGAAAAAAUGGUGUCCAUAGAGUUAGACAGUACGACACCGAAAGCAACAUGGCACGCAGAGCUAAGUACAGGACUAAGGGACAACAAUUUCGAGAUGGCUUUGGAAGAUAUGAUGCCUCACAGUUUGCAGGUAUACCAACCCAGUCUACUAGUACGAUUACCGAUCCACAACUCAAAAGAUGCUUUUGUACGUUACAAUUGCAUAAAAGUGCAGCCUCUGUUAAUGAAAUGAAAAGACAGCCAUUGCAAACGCAGAAUAAGAUGACACAUACCAAAAAUACUCUAUCUUAUAAUGUGACUUCACCGUAUGAAUGUCCACCUUUCAUGUGUGUUCCAAAUGAAUGUGACCCUUAUGAAUGUGAAAGAAAGUUACGAAAAUUAAAUAUCCGUUCUCAAGCAAUUGGGACUGAAGGAGGAAGACGAAAAAGAAAUAGAUACAUCGAUGCCUCCUCAGUAACGACUAGAACACAAAAAGUACAAUCGAACUUUGUGCAGAAACCUAAACAUUAUAAAGAAGGAAAUGUUGUAGAAGUACCGCGUUUUACAAACUACCUUAAAAAACAAAAUUGGCAGGGAGUAAAAGUUGGAUCUAACGUAUCUUUUAAUAUAGAAUUUUACAAAGAGUUUUCCCCACCAGGCCAAAAACGUAAGCCAAAAAAAAUUAAGGAGGUGGUGUAUGACGAACCACAUUUAGUUACAGGUGAUAGAGGAAAGUAUGCCACUAAAUAUGUUUCUCCUCCUCAUUUAAGAAACCUCCGUAACACUGAAUCGCAAGUUGAAGCAAGAGGAAUGGAAAAUAAAAGCUCUAAUACUAUAAAUAGGCUUAAACGUUGUUUUUGUACAUUAAAGCUACAAAAAAAUAGAUCAGCGCUUCCAGUGCCUUACCCACAAAGUUUCGAAGUACGUCGUGCUGAGGUACAAAACAAAAUGUUUCCAAAAGUGCCUUUUCCGCAAGCCUUUGAUGUAUUUCUGACUAAGACACAGAAAAAUCAAAUCAAGCCCAAAGAACAAAACACAGUUGAAGAAAAGGCAGUCGUUACCAAAAUCACUCGGAGUAAAGUAAAAAAAACAAAAUUUAAAAAUGAUAAUGAAAUGCAAACAAUUUUAUCAUACAAACCCAAGAAAUUUGAUAAAAAAGCCAGCAAAACAAUUCUCAUGGAAAAUAAAAUAAAUAAAAAAGAAAACAAAAAGAAGCAUCGUGGCAAGUUUUCCAAAAAAAAUCGACUAACAAGGAAACAAAGCAAGCUCGCUAUGAAUACCGAUAAGUCAUGUUAUUGUGAAAAAUUUGUCGGUCCCUUAAAAAAAUACCACAACCGUGUCAAAACCAACUAA